Messenger RNA from Ctenocephalides felis (cat flea), 1776 nucleotides. Its product is annotated as ankyrin-1-like. Bases 1 to 1776 code for a protein of 591 amino acids. The transcript has 3 exons. Gene Ontology annotation, biological process: positive regulation of transcription by RNA polymerase II. The record is from RefSeq and is a predicted model, not a curated record. Gene Ontology annotation, cellular component: nucleus. Lineage: Eukaryota; Metazoa; Arthropoda; Insecta; Siphonaptera; Pulicidae. Gene Ontology annotation, molecular function: protein binding; transcription cis-regulatory region binding.
AUGGCAAGUAAUCUGCCAAAGACUACUGCAGAUGUGCAACAAGAAGAUAUCUUUCAGGCCAUCAGGAAUAAUGAUUUGCCAAAAGUCCAAAGUCUACUCAAUUUCUGCAGUAUUCAUUCAUCAAAUAUUGUGGAUAAAACCAAUAAAAACAAUACACCUCUGCAUUGUGCCGUAGAAGAGAACAGGUAUGAAAUAGUCCAGGAACUAUUAUUGGAAAAGUGGAAAAUAAAUAUAAACGCGCAAAAUGAUGAUGGUGAUACUGCCCUGCACGUAGGCGCCAAGAAGAACUCCGAUCGACUGAUACAUUUGCUCCUCAAAAACGGAGCAAUUAGCGAUGCCGUCAACAAGGAUGGUAAAACAUUUCUGGAUGUGAUCAGGAUAUUGGUGAUUCAAACAGGAAAGUGCAAAAGCAACAACCAAGUUAAGAAGAGCGUAGCUAUAUCUAGUCAACCGGGACCAUCUCGAAUAGUUACAGGUCAAAGUGAGGAGCAAAAAAUAAAAAUAACUGAGAAAAAGGCUACAAAUUCUGCAGUCGAUAAAAAUAAACCAAUAGUAUCUCCACCUUUAUUGGACAGAAAUGCUAAAAUAAACAAUAUUACCAAUAAAAACUGGUCCCUCCUGCACGUUGCGGCACACAAUGGAGAAUUAUCAAGGAUUAAACACUUGAUAAACCUUGGAGCCAAAAUAGAUGCCAAAAAUGAUGACAAGUUGACGCCGCUCCAUUUUGCCGCUAUGAAUGGAUUUAUAGAUGUGGUUCAACUAUUGAUCGACAAAGGAGCGAAUAUUGAAGCUAUCGAUGAUCAAAGACGGACGCCAUUAUAUGCUGCAUCUGAAAAUGGUCAUUUGGAGGUAGUGCAGUUUCUGAUUAGUAAAGGCACCAAUGUCAAUGCUGCUAAUAAACAAAAUUCGACUUCAUUGCACAUCGCAUCUCAAAAUGGUCAUCUGGAGGUAGUGCAGUUUCUUAUUAGUAAAGGCGCCAAUGUCGAUGCUGCUAAUAACACAAAUUGGACUCCAUUGCACAUCGCAUCUCAAGAUGGUCACUUGGAGGUAGUGCAGUUUUUGGUUAAUAACGGCGCAAAUGUCAAUGCUGUUGAAAAAGUAAAUUGGACUCCAUUGCACAUCGCAUCCAACAAAGGUCAUUUGGAGUUAGUGCAGUUUCUGAGUAGUAAAGGCGCCAAUGUCAAUGCUGUUAAUAAUGAAAAUUGUACUGCAUUGUAUGUUGCAUCUCAAAAUGGUCACUUGGAGGUAGUGCAGUUUCUGAUUAGUAAAGGCGGAAAUGUCAAUGCUGUUGCAAAAUCAAAUUGGACUCCAUUGCACAUCGCAUCUCUUUAUGGUCACUUGGAGAUAGUGCAGUUUCUGAUUAGUGAAGGCGCCAAUGUCAAUGCUGCUAAUAACACAAAUUGGACUCCAUUGCACAUCGCAUCUCACAAAUGUCAUUUGGAGGUAGUGCAGUUUCUGAUUAGUAAAGGCGCCAAUGUAAAUGCCGCUGAUUACAUAAAUUCGACUCCAUUGCACAUAGCAUCUCAAAAGGGUCACUUGGAGGUAGUGCAGUUUCUGAUUAGUAAAGGCGCCAAUGUAAAUAUUCGCAAUUCAUAUAAUUGGACACCACUGCACUGUGCAACCUAUUAUGGUCACAAAAAUGUCGUCCAACUAUUAAUGAAUAAAGGUGCGAAUCCUGAUGUAGCAAAUACCAAUAACAAGACGCCGAUGGACCUUGCUGUUGAAGGAGAAUAUAAAGAAAUUGUUGAACUACUGCAAACUAAAACAACCAAAUGA